Messenger RNA from Medioppia subpectinata, 642 nucleotides. NCBI's taxonomy places the organism in Eukaryota, Metazoa, Arthropoda, Arachnida, Sarcoptiformes, Oppiidae. The record is from the annotation of a GenBank genome assembly.
AUGUUUAAAAUAUUUAACUCUAAACCAAAGAAGCGCCAGCCGUCUGGUCCGACGGCCGCAGAUGCCAUACAAAGGCUUACAUAUUUGGAGAAAAAGAUUGAAACAGAAGUGGAAAUAAUUCGAAAGAAUGGGACGAGAAAUAAAAAGGUGUCAUUACAAGCGUUAAAGCGGAAGAAGCGAUUGGAAAGUCAAUUGCAACAAAUCGAUGGCACUCUAACCACUCUCGAGUCGCAGCGUAUAUCUCUGGAGAACGCAAACACUAACGUUCAGGUCCUUCAGUCCAUGAAAUACGGCGCCGACGCUCUCAAAGUGGCCCAAAACACCAUCGGAGACGUCGAUAGGGUUCAGGACGUUAUGGACGAUAUCAGAGAACAACAGGAGUUGGCACAAGAGAUCAGUGAUCUUAUAUCAAAUCCCGUCGGCUUUGGACAAGACGUUGGCGACGACGACGAACUGCUCCAAGAGUUGGAGGAAUUGGAACAACAAGAACUCGAUCAGCAACUGCUUAGCACAGAUAGGCUGCCAUCUGUUCCCACAGCACAACCACUUCCCUCGCAUUCACGAACUAAAACUAAAGCCAAAUUCAAAGAAUCAGAGGAAAUGGACAAUACUUUGAAAGAAUUGGCCGAUUGGGGCAUUUAA